Nymphaea colorata (pocket water lily) is the source of this 3580-nucleotide messenger RNA. Its product is annotated as AP-1 complex subunit gamma-2-like. The coding region runs from base 408 to 3065 and encodes 885 amino acids. Gene Ontology annotation, molecular function: clathrin-cargo adaptor activity. Gene Ontology annotation, cellular component: AP-1 adaptor complex; Golgi apparatus; membrane coat. NCBI's taxonomy places the organism in Eukaryota, Viridiplantae, Streptophyta, Magnoliopsida, Nymphaeales, Nymphaeaceae. The record is from RefSeq and is a predicted model, not a curated record. Gene Ontology annotation, biological process: Golgi to vacuole transport; receptor-mediated endocytosis; intracellular protein transport. The transcript has 18 exons.
CUCGCGUAUAACUCAAAAUUUUACAUACUGGAGCGAAAGAAUUUCCCAGAUCCCUUGUGCUCUCUGGCGCGGAGAGAGGAGCGGUGGGAAGCUCAGAAGGGGAGAAGCCGAAUUUCGUCCUCCUCUCGACGAAAUCCCGAAAUUCUCUUCUUCUCAUUUGCUUUUCUCCAGUUUUGUUUUUUCUUUUCGUAACUGUAAAACUUAAGGGAGAUAUCGGCUGGCUUCCCGUCUUCCUCCGUGUAUUGUUUCGUUCGUCGCUCAGAUCCGCGGCAGACAGAGCGAUCGAUUUGCUGCCGCCGUGACAUCUCCGUCUGGUUGCUGGAGGGUGAAUAGUCGCAAUCACAACUCGGAGAAAAGUAGGAAGAAGAAGAAGUGCAGGAGGAUCUUCUUCAACGGAGGGUUCCAUCAUGAAUCCGUUUUCUUCUGGCACCCGGCUGCGGGAUAUGAUUCGGUCUAUACGGGCAUGUAAAACUGCUGCUGAAGAGCGUGCUGUUGUACGAAAAGAAUGUGCUGCCAUACGUGCUGCUAUUAGUGAAAAUGAUCAGGAUUAUCGCCAUAGAAAUCUUGCAAAACUCAUGUUUAUUCAUAUGCUUGGUUAUCCAACACAUUUUGGCCAAAUGGAGUGCCUUAAGUUGAUUGCAUCUUCUGGAUUUCCUGAGAAGCGGAUUGGAUAUUUGGGAUUGAUGCUACUGCUUGAUGAACGGCAAGAAGUUUUGAUGCUUGUUACAAACUCCUUGAAGCAAGAUCUGAAUCAUUCAAACCAGUAUAUUGCAGGGCUUGCUCUUUGCGCACUUGGAAAUAUUUGUUCUGCUGAAAUGGCUCGAGACCUUUCUCCUGAAGUGGAGAAGCUACUCCAGAGUAGCAAUUCAAAUAUCCGCAAGAAGGCGGCUUUAUGCUCUAUCAGAAUCAUCAGAAAAGCACCAGAUCUUGCUGAAAACUUUAUGAAACCUGCUGGUGGCUUGCUUGGUGAAAAGCAUCAUGGAGUUCUAAUCACUGGGGUUCAGCUGUGCACUGAGAUAUGCAAAGCCAGUACUGAGGCACUUGAUUAUUUAAGAAAGUACACAAAGGACUUGAUUCGGGUACUGAAAAAUGUGGUGGCAAGUGGCUAUGCUCCAGAAUAUGAUAUUUCUGGGAUCACAGAUCCCUUUCUACAGAUCAGGGUAAUGCGACUACUCCGAGUAUUAGGCCAGGGUGACGCUGAUGCAAGUGAUGCAAUGAGUGAUAUUCUAGCUCAGGUUGCCACUAGUACAGAAUCUAACAAAAAUGCUGGAAAUGCCAUACUAUAUGAGUGUGUUGAAACGAUUAUGGGGAUCGAAGCUAUUGGUGGGCUCCGUGUUCUUGCUAUUAACAUUCUGGGAAGAUUUUUGUCAAAUCGUGACAACAAUAUCAGAUAUGUUGCUCUAAACAUGUUGAUGAAGGCUGUGACAAUGGAUACUCAGGCAGUGCAACGACAUCGGAACACAAUAGUAGAAUGUGUGAAGGAUUCAGAUGCUUCAAUCAGGAAAAGAGCACUUGAGCUGGUCUUUCUUUUGGUGAAUGACAGCAAUGUAAAACAACUGACAAAAGAGCUUAUUGAUUAUCUGGAAGUUAGUGACCCAGAGUUCAAAGAUGACCUUACAGCCAAAAUUUGCUUAAUUGUUGAGAAGUUUUCACCAAAUAAACUGUGGUACAUUGAUCAGAUGCUGAAGGUCUUAUCAGAGGCUGGAAAUUAUGUUAAAGAUGAAGUGUGGCAUGCUCUUAUAGUUGUUAUAAGCAACGCACAGGAACUUCACGGCUAUACUGCUCGCUCCCUUUACAAGGCACUUCAAGCUUCAACUGAUCAGGAAAGUCUUGUUCGGGUUGGAGUUUGGUGUAUUGGAGAAUAUGGGGAAAUGUUGGUCAAUCAUGCUGGAGAACUUGAAGGAGAGGAACCAAUAACUGUGACCGAAUUUGAUGUGGUGGAUAUGCUUGAUAAUGUACUGAAACGUUCUACAUCAGAUGUCACAACUAAGGCAAUGACUUUGAUUGCACUUUUGAAGCUUUCUGCACGUUUCCCGUCUUGUUCCUCGAGGAUAGAAGAGAUUGUUGUUCAGCAGAAAAGGAACCUUGUGUUGGAGUUACAACAAAGAUCUAUUGAGUUCAGCUCUAUAAUUCACAAGCACCCAAACAUCAAGCCCACUUUGGUAGAAAAGAUGCCUGUUCUUGAUGAGACUAUUUUCAGUGGAAAAAGAAAAGGUUCAUCAGUCGCAGCAGCAUUGGACAAUGUUAGCAAAGCACCAUCUUCAGUGGCAUCAUUGAACCUUCCUAAUGGUCUUAGCAAGCCUCCUGCAGCACCUCUUGUUGAUCUACUUGAUCUGGACUCUGAUGUUUCUCUUGCACCUAGUGCACCUGCAGGAGACUUUCUCUCUGACCUCCUCGGUGUUGAUUUAUCAAGUAGUUCAAUGUCAUCAGGUAUGAACCACACAGAAAAAAGUGGUGCAGAUAUCCUGCUUGAUCUGUUGUCAAUUGGAACAGUUCCUCCAGACAACAGUUCAUCAACUGAAAACCAUGAAGGAAUAAUGCCUAAUGCUCCGGAAGCUUCUUCUCCGCUUUCUUCCCUCUCUCUUCCUGCAAAACCACAAAGCCUGGGAACUGCCCAAGAACCAGUUGUGGAUAUAAAAUUACAGAGUUCUCCUAUGCAGGAUUUGCUGGAUGACUUUAUUCAGUCUAAGCCUGUGAAUGCUCAGCCAUCUUUCCCAUCCAUUGUUGCAUUUCAGAGUACUUCUUUGCAGGUGCAGUUUAGCUUUAGUAAACAGUCAGAUAAACCAUCCACAACAUCAAUCUUGGCUACCUUUACAAAUAAUUCAUCCAGUUCAUUUACCGAUUUUAUCUUUCAGGCGGCUGUCCCAAAGUUUAUUCAACUUCGAUUAGAUCCUGCUAGCAGCAAUGUUCUUCCUGGAGGUGGAUCCAUCACACAGCGUUUGAGUGUCACAAACAGCUUACAUGGGCAGAAGCCUCUUGCCAUGCGCAUAAGAAUAGCAUACAAAGUGAACAAUCAAGAGGUGCUGGAACAGGGGCAAAUCAACAAUUUCCCUCCUGGUUUGUAGAAUUUGCCACCUACUUGGAAGUGAACACUGUAGGUUUCCUCCUGCUGGCUACUAGGAGCUUCCGUUCUGCUGAAUGAGUGCAGCGGUCAGUUUUAUUUGCCACAUCAAGUGAGUCAUGGGCAUGAAUCAGGGGUCAAUAUUGAUUAUGGGUGUCCACCUCUUGUGGUACUGGCCUGUUUAUCUUUUGCGAUUGUAGAUUGUCCAUGGAACAGCAGAGGGACCACGCAUGCAAAUAAUGAAGAAGUAUGAUGGUUUCUAAGUGCUUUCUAUGUCUGACGCUUGAGGAAUGCUUGUUGAUAGUGAUUUUAUUCAUGCGAAGGUGGAACUAAUUGCCGCUACUGCUGUCACAGUUGCAUUUUUCCUUCAAUUUGUACAAAGUCAGGCUUGUAUACUCAUGACUUGCUGAGGUAGUCCUACUGUAUCACAUUGUUUUGCUGAUUGGCUUUCCUCAGUUUUCCUCGGCAAUGGCUACAGCUGUUAUUUUACUCAACCGAUCUAAGUUUUUGCGCCAUCUA